Molecule: messenger RNA, 621 nt
Organism: Lentinula edodes (shiitake mushroom)
Lineage: Eukaryota; Fungi; Basidiomycota; Agaricomycetes; Agaricales; Omphalotaceae
Product: imidazoleglycerol phosphate dehydratase
Exons: 5
Coding region: 1-621 (206 amino acids)
Biological process (GO): L-histidine biosynthetic process
Molecular function (GO): imidazoleglycerol-phosphate dehydratase activity
Source: RefSeq, a predicted model, not a curated record
AUGUCUGCACCUCGAACAGCUUCUAUAACACGAAAAACUAAUGAAACCAACAUUGAAGUCUCGAUAAACUUGGAUUGUGCGCCUGGAUCUCAAAUUGCGCAAGAGAUCAAUGUUUCCACUGGAAUAGGCUUUCUUGACCAUAUGUAUACUGCUCUAGCAAAGCAUGGGGGGAUGUCCCUUACAAUGAAAUGCGAAGGAGACCUGUGGAUCGACGAUCACCACACUGCAGAUGAGUCAAGAAUAAGAUUCGCAAUUGCUCUUGGGACAGCGUUUAAAGCAGCUUUAGGUGAGGUUCGGGGAAUCAGACGCUAUGGUACAGGGUUUGCGCCGUUGGACGAGGCUUUAUCACGCGCAGUCAUCGACAUUUGCUCAAGACCAUAUUGUGUUACCGAACUCGGCCUGAGGAGAGAAAAGAUUGGAGAUCUCUCAACGGAAAUGAUCCCUCACAUAUUCUACUCUUUCGCAAUUGCAUCAGGAUGUACAUUGCAUGUGGACGUACUCCGAGGGGAAAACGAUCAUCAUCGUUCCGAAUCAGCCUUCAAGGCUCUUGCUCUGGCAAUUCGACAAGCAAUCGAAAGAACUGGUGGGAAUGAUGUUCCCAGUACAAAGGGUGUACUUUAG